AUGGGCCUCUUUCGAAAGAGGAAGGAGGCUGAACUGGCCGUCGGGCCUGAGCUCCUGGCUGUUCUGCCGCGCAACCCCAAGCCGUGGUACCUGACACCUCACUUGCUGAAACUCAACUUCGCGCUCCUGGUUCCACUGCUGUCGGCCUCGUCGGUGGGAUACGAUGGCUCCAUGAUGAACGGGCUCCAGACUCUCCCACAGUGGCGGAACUACUUUGACCAUCCAGAAGGGGCCAUGUUGGGCCUCCUGAACUCGAUCUACCCGACCGGCAAAGUGGUGGCACUGUUUGUCGCGUCCUACUUUCUCGACCGCUUUGGUCGGCGCUUUCCCAUCCUGGUGGCCCUGGUCACCUGCAUUUCCUUUGCCAUCCUGCAGGGCCUAUCGCACAGCCUGCACACCUUCAUCAUCGCCCGCUUCCUGCUGGGCUUCUUCACCAGCUUCAUGAGCCAGCCCAGCCCCAUCAUCAUCACCGAGCUGGCCUACCCAACACACCGCGGCAAGAUCACGGCCCUGUACAAUACUUUUUUUUAUUUUGGUGCCAUCUGCGCCGCUUGGAUCACAUACGGCACGUUCAAGUUGGAAUCAACGUGGAGCUGGCGGAUUCCAUCCCUGCUGCAGGGAGCGGUGCCGUGCCUUCAACUUGCGGGCUGGUAUUUCCUGCCCGAGUCUCCCAGGUGGCUCGUGGCCCGCGGUCGCAUCAGUGAGGCGCGCCAGGUACUGGCAGACUACCACGCCAACGGUGAUACGGACUCGCCGCUGGUGAGGUUCGAGCUGCGCGAAAUCGAGGAGGCAGUGACGCGGGAGGCGGACGUCAUGUCGUCGACGUCGUGGCUCGACCUGUUGCGGUCGCCGGCGAACCGCAAACGUACGCUGAUCGGAAUAACGGUGGGCUGGUUUUCGCAGUGGAACGGCGUGGGUGUGGUCAGCUACUAUCUGGUGCUGGUGCUCAACACGAUCGGCAUCACCGCGGUCAAGGACCAGACCCUGAUCAACGGGCUGCUGCAGAUCUUCAACUGGCUGGUGUCGACGUUCCUGGGGGCCAUGAUGGUCGACCGCCUAGGCCGCCGGCCGCUGUUCUUGGUCUCGACCGCCGGCAUGCUGGGCAGCUACAUAUGCUGGACGGGGCUGACGUCGUCAUUUGUCGCCCACCGCGGCCAGGCCACCGGUCGCGCCGUCGUCGGCUUCAUCUUCAUCUACUACCUCUUCUACGACAUCGCCUGGACGCCGUUGCUGCAGGCCUACCCGAUCGAGAUCUUCCCCUACACCCUCCGCGCCCGCGGCCUGGCCAUCACCUACAUUGCAUCCUUCACCGGCUUGAUCGUCGGCAACCAAGUCAACCCGAUCGCCAUGGCCGCCAUCAGCUGGAAGUAUUACAUUGUCUUCUGUUGUUUGUUGGCCGUCUUGUUCCUCAUCAUCUACUUUUACUUCCCAGAAACCAAGGGCCACACGCUCGAGGAGAUCCGCCAGAUCUUUGAGGGCGGACCCGAAGCUGACGCCGAGGUCGACGCCGAGGCCAAGGCAGCGCAGGACCGCGGUAGUCUCGACAUUGACGGCGAGAAGGAGACGGAGAAGGAGACGCCGUCGCGCCCAAACAAGAUGGUGAGCCAGGUCGAAGUGGCUUAG
This is a messenger RNA of Capronia epimyces CBS 606.96, 1623 nucleotides long. RefSeq lists its product as uncharacterized. Lineage: Eukaryota; Fungi; Ascomycota; Eurotiomycetes; Chaetothyriales; Herpotrichiellaceae. Gene Ontology annotation, molecular function: carbohydrate:proton symporter activity. Gene Ontology annotation, cellular component: membrane. The transcript has 4 exons. The record is from RefSeq and is a predicted model, not a curated record. The coding region runs from base 1 to 1623 and encodes 540 amino acids. Gene Ontology annotation, biological process: transmembrane transport; carbohydrate transport.